This is a messenger RNA of Miscanthus lutarioriparius, 2766 nucleotides long. NCBI's taxonomy places the organism in Eukaryota, Viridiplantae, Streptophyta, Magnoliopsida, Poales, Poaceae. The record is from the annotation of a GenBank genome assembly.
AUGACGCGCCGGGUGCGGCGGCGGACGUGCAGGGAACGGGAUGGUAGGGUGGUGAGGGGCGCGUCGCGUGUUGUUUCGGCGGGGCCGGAAGGCGAGGAGGAUGCGGCGGCGGUGGAGGUGGACUGGAGGGCGCUGCCGGACGACACGGUGCUGCAGCUCUUCGCGCGGCUGAACUACCGCGACCGCGCCAGCAUGGCGUCAGCGUGCCGGGCUUGGCGAGCGCUCGGCUCGUCACCCUGCCUGUGGAGCACGCUCGACCUCCGCGCGCACCGCUACGACCGGGAGGUGGCGUCGUCGCUUGCCUCGCGGUGCGGGAGCCUGCGUCGGCUACGCCUGCGCGGCCACGAGGCGGCAGAGGCCGUCCCGGGCCUCCGCGCGCGCGGUCUCCGCGAGGUGGUGGCCGAUGGCUGCCGCGGCCUCACAGAUGCCACGCUCGCUGUCCUCGCCGCGCGGCACGAGGCCCUCCAGAGCCUCCAGAUCGGACCCGAUCCUCUCGAGCGCAUCUCCAGCGACGCCCUCCGCCACGUCGCGCUUUGUUGCUCGCAACUCCGACGCCUGCGCCUCUCGGGUCUCCGUGAAGCUGACGCGGAUGCCGUCGGAGCGCUCGCCCGCUGCUGCCCCCUCCUCGAGGACGUGGCUUUCCUCGAUUGUGGCACCGUGGAUGAGGCCGCCCUUGCUGGUAUCCACUCUCUCCGGUUCCUCUCUGUAGCAGGAUGCCAGAACCUGAAAUGGGCUACUGCAUCCACCUCCUGGACCCAGCUUCCCUCCCUUAUUGCCCUUGACGUCUCCCGCACUGAUGUUCCGCCAAGUGCUGUUUCACGCCUCAUUUCCCAUGCCAAAACCCUCAAGCUUAUAUGCACGCUGAACUGCAUUUCUGUUGAGGAGGAACAGCUUCACAAUCCUGCUGUAUUUAGUAACUCUAAGGGCAAGGUUGUGCUAACGAUCAACAGCGACUUCAAAACUUUUGAGACCAUGUUUCCAGUUGUGGAUGUGAAAGAGCACGAGGUUUUCAAUCAAUGUAACUGGAGUCACAAAGACAAGAUAGCUGGUGAUACAAUGACAUGGAUCGAGUGGAUCCUGUCACAAUCACUUCUCCGAAUUGCGGAGUCCAACCCACAAGGCAUGGAUGGUUUCUGGCUGCAGAAGGGCACCGCACUGCUGCUUAGACUAUUGAAGAGUUUGCAGGAGGAUGUGCAGGAGCGGGCAGCUACUGCGCUUGCUACGUUUGUAGUUAUGGAUGACGAGAGUGCAAAUGUGGAUCCUGCAAGGUCGGAGGCGGUGAUGCAGAACGGGGGCAUCCGAAUGUUGCUGGACCUUGCAAGGUGCUCAAGGGAGAGUGCACAAUCUGAAGCAGCAAAAGCUAUUGCCAACUUGUCAGUGAAUACCAAGGUUGCCAAGGCAGUUGCAGAUGAAGGCGGCAUUACAAUACUCACUAAUUUAGCCAAGUCGAUGAAUAGGCUUGUUGCUGAGGAGGCUGCUGGUGGCCUUUGGAAUCUCUCUGUAGGCGAGGACCACAAGGCGGCUAUUUCAGUAUCUGGUGGUAUCAAGGCCCUGGUCGAUCUAAUAUUUCGUUGGCCUGCUGGAACUGAUGGAGUUCUUGAACGUGCUGCUGGCGCGCUUGCAAACCUGGCUGCUGAUGACAAGUGUAGCUUAGAAGUUGCAAAGGCUGGUGGUGUCCAUGCUUUGGUUACACUUGCUCGAUCAUGUAAACUUGAUGGUGUCCUAGAACAGGCUGCAAGAGGUCUGGCUAACUUAGCUGCACAUGGGGACAACAAUGACAACAAUGCUGCUGUAGGUCAGGAAGCAGGGGCUCUGGAGGCACUAGUGCAACUAACAGGUUCUCAAAACGAGGGUGUAAGACAAGAAGCUGCUGGUGCUUUGUGGAAUCUAUCAUUUGAUGACAGAAACCGUGAAGCCAUUGCUGCAGUGGGUGGUGUUGAAGCUUUGGUUGCCCUAGUGCAACAAUGUUUGAAUGCUUCAGAAGGCCUUCAGGAGAGAGCUGCUGGUGCAUUAUGGGGAUUAUCUGUUUCAGAAGCUAAUAGCAUUGCAAUUGGGCAGGGUGGUGGGGUUGCACCUUUGCUCACAUUGGCACGCUCAGAGGUUGAAGAUGUUCACGAGACAGCUGCAGGGGCACUAUGGAAUCUUGCCUUUUAUUAUGGUAAUGCUCUCCGCAUAGUCGAAGAAGGUGGGGUGCCUGUUCUUGUAAAAAUUUGCUCAUCAUCAGGGUCCAAGAUGGCACGCUUCAUGUCUGCACUAGCACUAGCAUAUAUGUUUGACGGAAGAAUGGAUGAAGUUGCUUUGGUUGGAGCAUCCUCGGAUAGCAGUUCCAAGAGUGUUAAUGUUGAGGGAGCUAGAAGAAUAGCAUUUAAGCAUAUAGAAACCUUUGUGCUCACUUUCUCAGAUCCACAAAUGUUCUCUAUGGCUGCUGCCUCCUCAGCCCCGGCAGCACUGUCUCAUGUUGCUGAUGCAGUGUUUAUACACGAAGCUGGGCACCUGAGAUGCAGUCGCUCUGAGAUUGGUAGAUUUGUUGCCAUGCUUCGGAAUCCUUCACCAAUUCUUCGUGCUUGUGCUGCCUUUGCCCUUCUUCAGUUCACAAUCCCAGGAGGUCGGCAUGCGGUGCACCACGCAGGUCUCUUGCAGGAAGUAGGAGCAGGUCGAGUGUUGCGUGCAGCGGCGGCAGCGACAACAGCUUCUAUUGAAGCCAAAAUCUUUGCCAGGAUUGUCCUCAGGAACCUGGAGCACCAUCAGUCAGGGACGUCAACAUGA